GGCCGACUGUGGUUAACUUUAAAUCCAUCCCAUAUAAACGAUUUUUUUAUUAGAAUAAUAAUAAGCAAAUCAUCGUUUCAUCCAUGACAUAAUAUAUCAGUAUUAGGUAUGUUACGUUCAUAGACUUAUAGAAAGUCUAUGGUUACGUUAGGCCCAGUCUAUCUUGGCGCGCGGUUCCGUAAGUUAUAUAGCAUGACAAAAUAGAUAAAAUAGAUAUAUUUUGUCAUGUUAUAUAUUAGUUUAUAAUAUAGUGGUGUGUACCUAUGUAUUAAAUAUUUUGUUAUGAUAUUUAUUAUUUAACGAGUAUGAUGAGCACACAGUACACAUCACUUGGCACUUGAUAGGUAUCUGAUAAUUACUUGGAAGCAUCAGUCUUGAUGAUAUUGUGAUUUACCGUUGCGAUUGAACUCGAAGAAUCUAAAUACUCUAAAUUCCGAGCUGAUGGCUAUCGUGAACUGACAUAAUCAAUCGUCUUCAUCUCCGAACGGUCGAACAAUUUAUCAAUCCUAUCGUAAAGACGUAUUAAUCGUAUAGGCGGCAGGUCAACUAACAGAAAACGCCCAAUUUGAGUUUGUUUUUGUAUACACUUCAGAAAAUGUAUGAAGCUAAGGAAUUAGAUGUACAAGAUAAGUUAGCACACAUGAAUUCAUUGAUGAAAACUCCAGUCUCCAUUGUAGGAGAAUACGCCAAUAAAUAUCACCUUGUUCCUCGAUAUGAUCUCAUACAUAAUGGUUGUUUAUCUUCUAAGGUCAGAUUUGAGUAUAGCCUGACUAUGGGUAAAUAUGCUGCUGUUGGUGUAGGGACUUCCAAAAAAGAAGCCAAACAAGAGGCAGCUCUAAAUCUACUUGGAAUAAUGAUUGAUGAUAAACCUGAGUUAUUGGAUACUGAUUUUCAAACAUUUAAUUCAGAUAAGUACAUGGUCUCUCAAUUUGAUAAAAAUAUUAAAGUUAAUGCAAUUGGAAAAUUAAAUGAAAUUUGUGUAAAAUAUCAACUGGAAUUGCCUGAAUUCAAUUUAAUUAGAGAAGAAGGAAAAUCUCACGCUAAACUAUUUACUGUCAGUUGUCGUGUAGCUAAAAUUAUUGAAAUAUCAUCAAACAAAACAAAAAAACAGGCCAAACAAUUGGCUGCUAUUCAAAUGAUAAACAAAUUAAUGUCUAUUGACAAGUCAUUGGUUAUGGAAGAGAAACAGAAUGUAUCAGACGCAAUGAAAGUUCUAGAACGAGUUGAAAUGAUUAAAUCAGAGCAAAUAAAAAAAUCUGCAUCCAUAAAUAAAAACAUAAUUAAAUAUCAUUUAGUUUUAAAAAUAACUGAAUGGACAAACUCAGAUUUAUUAAAUAAGGUUGUUAAUCAUUAUAACAAAUAUAAUGAAUUAGAUUUACUUAAACCUUUUAAACUAUUAUGUAGAAUUGUCAACGGAUGUGGAAUGUACUUGAUUGCAAAAACCAUAAAUACAGAAUUAUUUGAUAAAAAUUAUAAUUGUAUAUAUAUUCUUUCCGUAGAUAAUAUAUACCCUCCUAUUUAUGGUUUGGGUAUGGCUGACAACAUUGAAAAUGCUCAGCAAAUUGCUGCGAAAGAGUUACUCAUUGCUUUUUGUAUACUUUUAAAAUAACUACAUUUCGUUUAUUUUUACUCUGAUUAUUCAAUAGAUAAAGCGCAAACUAAGCUCUGAAUUUUGCCAACUUUUGUGAUCAUGCCUGAAUUAAUUGAUUUAAAAAGUAAAUAUUAAGACCAUGUAGUAUCCACAUGUGUUA
Molecule: messenger RNA, 1751 nt
Organism: Rhopalosiphum padi (bird cherry-oat aphid)
Lineage: Eukaryota; Metazoa; Arthropoda; Insecta; Hemiptera; Aphididae
Product: interferon-inducible double-stranded RNA-dependent protein kinase activator A homolog
Exons: 2
Coding region: 596-1609 (337 amino acids)
Source: RefSeq, a predicted model, not a curated record